Messenger RNA from Cloeon dipterum, 668 nucleotides. Its product is annotated as UPF0587 protein CG4646. The record is from RefSeq and is a predicted model, not a curated record. NCBI's taxonomy places the organism in Eukaryota, Metazoa, Arthropoda, Insecta, Ephemeroptera, Baetidae. Gene Ontology annotation, molecular function: zinc ion binding. The transcript has 5 exons. The coding region runs from base 127 to 615 and encodes 162 amino acids.
AACAUAACUUCGGUUUGAACUCCCCUUUCUCAGCUGACGAAGGCAUUAAACGUAAACAAAGCUCACGCUGUCACCGCACGAGGCUUUCUGAUUUAAAUUUGGAGAAUUUUAUAGGAAGUACAGAAAAUGAGGCUAGGACUACAAAUUUCCUGCGAACUGGAGCAAAUAGACUCGUUGAAACCAAAGUCUGACGGGUCCUUCAGCUGGUGCCUAAAGGUGAAAUGUGGAUCUUGCGGAACAGAGGACGAAACGUGGCAUCAAAUAAGUGAAAUGGACAGUGACCACUACAGCGACGUCCAGGGAGACGUCAACUUCCACAUGAAAUGCAAAUUCUGCAAACGACCUGGCUAUAUUGAUGUCGUCAAAGGCUCUUACAAAGAGUACACAGAGGAGGACAGUGGAAAGUUCAAAACUAUUGUCAGCUUCACUUGCAAAGGAAUCGAGCCUGUCCAGUUUUCUUUUGAAGAUGGUUGGGACGUGAAGGUUUUGGAUUCGAACACAACCUUUGAAAACAUCAAUCUUUCCGAGGACUGGGUGGAAUACGACCCAAAGAGUCAAAUGCCAGUCGGCAUCUCUGAGAUGAAAUUCCAGUUCGUACGUGAGCAUGAAAAGUAAAUUUUCGACUCUCGUUUUUAUACUGCUUUAAAUUAAAAUUUCCUCGCCUUGAA